AAGGAAAUUCUGCUCUGUCCCGUUGUGUUUUCGUGGGGGCAGUAACGGAAAUUUCUUGCAUAUUGUUAUCUCGUAAGCUUACAUCGCUGUCCCUCCUCCCCAGAAUCGCAUAGCAGGCAUUGAAAUUCUCCUCGGCCACAUGGACAGCGAAAUGGUGCACGCCGUGCAGACUAGUGCGGACAAUGUCGCUUCGUCCAGCAACGAAAAGGUGGCCGUCGUCGAGCUGUUCCGUUCACUCGGCCUCAACAUUUCCGCAGUUGAAGCCAUCAUCGAGAGAUAUAAGAAGGAGUACAGCUGGGAGACGACGGAGGUGUUACACCAGAUGCUCGAGGACCUGCUGGUCGCGUGCCCUGUGCGGGAAUUCAGCCAAAUUCUGGACUCGACGGGUGAAAAUCGCAUCUUCCGCUACCUCAUCUCAUCCAAGACCACUGGUACGACAGUCAAGGCGGGCGACAUGCUGCGGCUGUUGUUCGGAAAGCCCUUCCUACGACCGCUCGAGCACGACAGCAUGCGGCCCGCUAGUGAGCAAGUCAUCAACCUCUGGACGAGCUUCGCCAGGACAGGGAGUAUCCCUGACAUCAAUGGGCUCAUCUUAGGCCGGUUUACCUUCCGCAUAGGCCGCGCAAGGAAAAAGAAUGACGACAGUUUGGACAGUCGUAAGGAAUACUGCGAGUUUCUAAAAGAAGUUGAUGUGUAAUGACGCAUCAAAUCAAGCAAUAGUGAAGAUGCGUAGACAAGCUGGUGAUCGGCAGAACGCUCUUAAUUUGUGCAUGUGCGUGUGUUUUCGAGUGUACACUAACAUCACUCAACACGUUAACAACCUGAGUAUGCGUACUGUUUCUACAAACAUUACAAUUCUGAACAACAGCACAAG
Messenger RNA from Dermacentor andersoni, 874 nucleotides. RefSeq lists its product as uncharacterized. The record is from RefSeq and is a predicted model, not a curated record. NCBI's taxonomy places the organism in Eukaryota, Metazoa, Arthropoda, Arachnida, Ixodida, Ixodidae.